UUCAGUAUGAGUCCAUGAGCAAGGAGCUGCAGCAGCGAAGAGAAGAAUGCUUGCAGCUGAAGACCAUGCUUGCUGACAAAACCAUAACCACCCACCACAUAGCCAAAGAGUCAUAUGGAGGCAUAGAUAAUCUAGUGAAUGAAGAUAAUGAACUUCAGUUAGCAUACAAGACACAGAAGGACCUCAACAGACUUCUUCAGACUCAGCUGGACAAGACAGAACGUAACUUGAAAAGCAAGGAAGCAGAGUGGGCCGAGGAUCUCAAGAGGCUGAAGGAAGAAAAUGACCAUCAGCAGAAGAUUAUCAUGGAGAGUCUGUCCUUAGGCUCAGAUGCUAAACCAGAUGUCAUUCUGCAAAAUGAGAUUGGCAGGCUCAUCUCGGAGAAUGUG
Molecule: messenger RNA, 389 nt
Organism: Candidula unifasciata
Lineage: Eukaryota; Metazoa; Mollusca; Gastropoda; Stylommatophora; Geomitridae
Source: the annotation of a GenBank genome assembly